AAGGUUACGGUUUACAACGUGCGAUGUACAUGUACACAUCACCACCAAUCGAAUAAACAAGAUAAACUGAUAUUGUGAUAAAAGGAGUUUUGCCGUCAGUGCUAUACAGUGUCGGCAGUCAGUGAGCCUAGGCAUUUUAGGCCUUUUUUGCCUUUCAUACGGUGGAAAAUGGUUUUUCCGUCUCGUCUAACGGAGGAAGAGGAAAUGCUACAGAAUAAAUAUGCUAAAAUACGGAAAAAGAAGAAAGUUUUACAGCAAAUGAAACUCAACAAGAGCAAGCCAGCCCCAAUAACACCACAGGACAGCCUGAAGAGACCUGCAGCAGAAAUGAGCCAGGAGGAUGCCAAGGAGAAGGCCAAGUCGGUCCUGGCAGCUCAACAGGCCAAACAAGCCAAACUUGAGGAGAACAAGAGUUCAGGCUUUAAGCGAUCUCGCAAGCUCCAGCGCAGUCUGAAGGAGCCCGAGAAGGUGCAGGCCCUGCCGAGCUUCCAGCCGUUUGUCAGCCCAAACAGCGGGCCAUCCAGUGGGGAGGAGCUGAGUCCGGGGCCAGUCGCGGACAGCAGGCGACUACACCGGAAGAGUCUGCAAGAGAGCUUUAUCAGCAGUAGGAGCACGUCCCAACCAGACACGCCAGAUGGAACACCUGAAAAGAAGCGUGGGAACACAAUCUAUGUCCACGGCUAUGGAAUCUCCCAUGAAGUGUGCGACAAAGCCUUCAAAGGCAUUGGCACGAUUUCAAACAUCAAUGUUGAGUUAGAAAAGAGCUGUGCCUUCAUUACUUUUGAUGACAUUGACGCUGCUGAUCGUGCCAUUGAAGAAAUGAACGAGAAGAUGGUAUCAGGGGUCCGACUCCACGUGUCCUUGGCCCGACGCCAGCGCAACGUACACAGGUUCAACAGCAGUGAUUCAGCGCAGACCGCAGGCAACUCACAGUGGGCAAACUUGGCCAUGGGGAACCUGAAGGGUGUCAAACACAAAGACAAAAGAGAAAUGCAGGUGUACGGUGCAGAUGACGACCUAUUCUUAUGAAUACUCUCCUCAAGACACUCAUGCAUAUGCAGGAGCAGUAGCCGCUUUCAUGAAUAUGCGACAGGUACUCACCGAGAGAGGGCUGUGUAGGUGUGUAAGGCAAGCCCACUGAUGUGUGGCAGGAGCGCAAGAAUGGUGAAGCGCUAAUUUUACAAGGAGACUCAGAUUUAUGUAGAUGAGACUACCAGUUGUCAUGGACAUGCAGCAGAAGUAUGGUGCCGAUGAAUGAAGUUUCUACUCACAAAAGUGUUCCAGCUCUUGACUUACGAUAUUUCUGCAUAUAUUGAUGACUGAACCACUGUGGACAUGCUGGGAGCUGCAGAAAUCGAGUCUCGGUUUUACACCACUAACUAGUUUUGCUCUUCAAAGAGACAACGUGCUGCACGAACUGAUUACCGGCUGACAGAUCAUGUGAUGUAUACAUGUAUGUAGGGGAGGGGAUCAUCACGUUCUCUGCAGGAAAGUUAAAGGCAUACAGGCAUUUGUCCUGUAUGAUUGAGGAACCCAUGCUGCCGUGGUCAAGAAUUUGCCAGUUAUACACAACUGGACCGUGAUGGCUUUGCUUAAUAUUAGCUGACUUGAAGGGCCUAUACAAUGCUAAUUUUCUAUGGAACCCUUGAAAAUGCACCUUUGUGUCUCAAAUAACACUAAUAUUUUCAAAUGUUGUUCUGCUGUUUUAACAGGUAUUUGGGAUCCUUUUUGGUUGUUACUGUUUCAUGAUUGAAACUUUUAUGUCAUUCCAAGUAGAAAUCCCCAAUGCCCUUUUGAUCUGUGCAUAAAACCUGCUGCAGUUGUUGAUAUGUUGCUGGCCUAAAUCUCCUCUUGUUUGGUGAUUCAUUGUUUUGUAAGUACAUGUACCCGACAAUCAGUCAGCAAGAAGUCCUUUGUCAGAAAUAUUUUCAAUGAGCAAAUUUCCGGUUCUCGGUCUGGACAGAAAAACUUACUGACAGAACGGUAUCUUCCGCCAGUGACAUCGUAGCGGCAGUACCCUCAGCUGUCCAGCAAAGCAUGAAUAAUUUUUGUUUGGUUUGUAAAGUGCACUUGUUAAUGCAUUUAACCCAACAGGAAUAACAAAUAGUUUUCAUAGCUCAAAGAGGAGUGUAAAGUUACGCAAAAAGUGUCUGCCAAAUAUUCAUUGCAUGAACCAGAUAAUAUUUUGCCAUCACCAAGGUGUUUUUGAGUUCCUAUUAUUUGUGUGUCUGGAUGGGUCUGUCAAAUCAAUAUAAUGCUAACUUCUUAAACCAAUAUAAGAGUGAAUUUGAAAGGAAUACAUCUGAAAAUGUGCUCUUUGCUAUUUAAAGUUCUCUUGAGAAGCACUUGGCCCUAAAUUUGCUUCAAAACAGCUGAAAUUUGACAUUGUCCAUGAUCUGUGUAUGUACAAGUAAAUAAAGAAAUUCAAAAUAAACGAGUUUGGCUUGCUUCGUUUGCUUAAUUGCAAAUGGUUUAAGAGA
Molecule: messenger RNA, 2480 nt
Organism: Acanthaster planci (crown-of-thorns starfish)
Lineage: Eukaryota; Metazoa; Echinodermata; Asteroidea; Valvatida; Acanthasteridae
Product: negative elongation factor E-like
Biological process (GO): negative regulation of transcription elongation by RNA polymerase II
Cellular component (GO): NELF complex
Molecular function (GO): RNA binding
Source: RefSeq, a predicted model, not a curated record